UCGCCUCGGUCCCUACGAGCAUCUCGGCCUCCCUUCCCCUCCCCUCGCGACUCCCCCACCCCGUGGGCGCGCGCGCACAGACACACACUCCCACUUGCAGGCGCGCGUGCGCGAGCCCCGAGUCGCGGAGUCUCCAGCGCCGCUCAGCAGAGCCCACUCUUUCGGGCGCCGCUACUCACACAGGCUUCCAGCCGCCACGGGGCGUCCUCUGUCUGCGGCAGCGGCGGCGGAGGCGGCGGACGGAACCGUGGCUGCAGCCCGGCCCCUUCUCGCAGCUCCGUGCCCUGGACGGAGUCCGGGAGAAGCGGAGGAGGACACCGAGACGAGGAGGAGCCGCGCCCGGCGCCCGGCUCCGCGCGACGGGCUGUCUCCGCUCGCGGUAUCACGGCUCCAGUUUCCUCAGGCAAUUAUAUAGAUGUGUAAAGUGCCACCACCAAUUUGAAAGAGAGCCCCACGUAGCCAAAAAGAGUCUUGGAUCCCAUUUAUAGCUGUGAUAUCGAUUCACUUCUAGUUAUGGCUUUGAAGAGCUUCUGCAUUCAGACGCCUCCCACUGCCCAUCCACACUGAACUCCCACCAGCCUCCUACCUGGACCUGCUGGGGCAGACAGGGUUUGGGGCAUGCUGAGUGCGGUGACAACCCUUCCAGCAGGCAGCCUGUCCCACCUGUGACUUCUUCUGGGAUUAUCGUUUGGAGCUGACUGUGGCCAGUGUGUCUCGGGUUCCUCCUGCCAAGAAACACCUUGCAUGUCAAAGCCACACUGUCUUCCAUGGGACUUCCUUUGUGAAUGCCUUCCAUUGAAAAGACUGCUGUGAAUACACUGCUUCAAUCAAGUCCCUAAAGAACAUUUUCUUCUAUCUGCUGGAGGUCUUAAGAAUCUGAUGAUCUCCGUGGGGACCCUGCACUCAGCCUUCAAAGUGCUCCUGCCCCGCAGGAUGCUCGUAAUUCAGUAGUAGAUGCUGGUGGCCUUGAAAGCAUCACCCAGUGUCCCCAACGGCUUCCUCAGAUGAUGGCUGCAGCCGCGGAUGGUUUGGGGAGUAUAGCGAUAGACACAACCCAGCUCAACAUGUCGGUGACAGAUCCCACAGCCUGGGCCACCGCCAUGAAUAAUCUGGGCAUGGUUCCCGUGGGGUUGCCUGGACAGCAGCUUGUGUCUGACUCCAUCUGUGUACCAGGCUUUGAUCCAGGCCUCAACAUGAUGACUGGGAUCACCCCCAUUAACCCAAUGAUCCCAGGCCUGGGACUGGUACCACCCCCGCCGCCAACAGAAGUGACUGUCAUCAAAGAAAUAAUCCACUGCAAGAGUUGCACUCUUUUCCCUCAAAAUCCAAAUCUUCCGCCUCCUUCCACAAGAGAACGACCUCCUGGCUGUAAGACAGUGUUUGUCGGAGGAUUGCCAGAAAAUGCCACUGAGGAAAUUAUUCAAGAAGUCUUUGAACAGUGUGGUGAUAUCACAGCGAUUCGGAAAAGCAAGAAGAAUUUUUGCCACAUUCGCUUUGCAGAGGAAUUCAUGGUUGAUAAAGCCAUUUACCUUUCUGGUUACCGGAUGCGAUUAGGGUCUAGCACGGACAAAAAAGAUUCUGGCCGCCUUCACGUGGACUUUGCCCAGGCCCGGGAUGACUUCUACGAGUGGGAAUGCAAGCAGAGGAUGCGCGCCCGCGAGGAGCGGCACCGGCGCAAGCUGGAGGAGGACCGGCUGCGGCCACCCUCCCCGCCGGCCAUCAUGCACUACUCGGAGCACGAGGCCGCUCUGCUGGCCGAAAAGCUGAAAGAUGAUAGCAAGUUUUCAGAGGCUAUCACAGUGUUACUUUCCUGGAUUGAACGAGGAGAAGUGAAUCGGCGUUCUGCAAACCAGUUCUAUUCCAUGGUGCAGUCGGCCAACAGCCACGUCCGCCGGCUAAUGAAUGAAAAGGCCACUCAUGAGCAAGAGAUGGAGGAAGCCAAGGAGAAUUUUAAAAAUGCCUUAACCGGAAUUCUCACUCAAUUUGAGCAGAUUGUGGCCGUUUUCAACGCUUCUACCAGACAAAAAGCUUGGGACCAUUUCUCGAAAGCUCAGCGCAAGAACAUAGACAUUUGGCGAAAACAUUCUGAGGAGCUCCGGAAUGCUCAAAGUGAGCAACUUAUGGGCAUCCGUCGCGAAGAGGAGAUGGAAAUGUCAGAUGAUGAGAACUGUGACAGCCCAACUAAAAAAAUGAGAGUCGAUGAAUCAGCCCUGGCGGCUCAGGCCUACGCCCUGAAAGAGGAGAAUGACAGCCUCCGCUGGCAGCUGGAUGCCUACAGGAAUGAGGUGGAGCUGCUGAAGCAAGAAAAAGAACAGCUUUUCCGAACAGAAGACAACCUCACCAAGGACCAGCAGCUCCAGUUCCUGCAGCAGACCAUGCAAGGCAUGCAGCAGCAAUUGCUGACCAUCCAGGAAGAGUUAAACAACAAAAAGUCAGAACUGGAACAAGCAAAGGAAGAGCAGUCGCACACACAGGCGUUACUCAAAGUCCUCCAGGAGCAAUUAAAAGGUACCAAGGAAUUGGUGGAGACCAAUGGCCACAGCCAUGAGGAUACAAAUGAAAUCAAUGUGUUGACAGUCGCUUUGGUCAACCAAGACCGAGAGAACAACAUUGAGAAAAGAAGUCAAGGCUUAAAAUCAGAGAAAGAAGCUCUACUAAUUGGCAUCAUAUCAACGUUUCUUCAUGUCCAUCCUUUUGGAGCCAAUAUAGAAUAUCUUUGGUCAUACAUGCAGCAGCUGGACUCCAAGAUAUCUGCAAAUGAAAUUGAAAUGCUUUUGAUGAGGCUGCCUCGCAUGUUUAAACAGGAAUUCACAGGCGUGGGAGCAACGCUGGAGAAAAGAUGGAAGUUGUGUGCCUUUGAAGGAAUUAAAACUACCUAACUCUGAAACACAAACCUGACACACGUCUGGAAAUGAAGCUGCUGCACCCGUCCAGGGCUGUGCAGCGAGGGCAGGCGGUUGGGGUUGUCCAGGGCAGGACCUCGGCGGAGCCAUCAGAGCCUGACUUUAGUUGCAUCUGUGGCGUUCUCUUGUGAGUGGAAAUGUAAUUGUGUACCAGUUCCCUAAACAAACAGAGCUUCUACACUGACAGGUCUGUUUCCUCUGCAAACCGAACAGUGAUUCCACAAUCAUAAUGAUGGCAAAAUCUUAAAAUAUGCUACAUUUGAGAAGAGCUCACCAAGCAAAAUAUUUAAAGUUAAUGAUGGUGUAGCAAUGGUUGUUGCUAGGCUACAGAGUUGUAUAUGUAAUGUAUAGCUAAAAUCAUUCAAUGACAUUUUCCUAAAAGUCUAUGUUCCUGUUUUAGCAAAAAAAGGG
Myotis daubentonii (Daubenton's bat) is the source of this 3314-nucleotide messenger RNA. RefSeq names its product ecto-NOX disulfide-thiol exchanger 1 (gene ENOX1). Gene Ontology annotation, biological process: ultradian rhythm. Gene Ontology annotation, cellular component: plasma membrane; external side of plasma membrane. NCBI's taxonomy places the organism in Eukaryota, Metazoa, Chordata, Mammalia, Chiroptera, Vespertilionidae. The record is from RefSeq and is a predicted model, not a curated record. Gene Ontology annotation, molecular function: RNA binding; NADH dehydrogenase activity; protein disulfide isomerase activity.